Messenger RNA from Peronospora matthiolae, 1023 nucleotides. The record is from the annotation of a GenBank genome assembly. NCBI's taxonomy places the organism in Eukaryota, Oomycota, Peronosporomycetes, Peronosporales, Peronosporaceae.
AUGCCGCAGAGAUCGGCCAGUACCCGCACUGGGCUGGAGGAUCAAGAAGAGGGCGAUCUAAGUCGGUACUUCAAUUCAGCCAUGAAGAAGUACGAGGUGGAUCAACGUACAGCUCAGCGAAUGAAUCGACAGCCAAACCGCUACCCAGAUCGACGUACUUUGCUCCAACCUUCACACAAAAGCCUUGACAUGCCGGAUGUGGAGAUGGAGUCGGUGGGGUCGGACAUUUACCAACAUAUCCAUGAGGCGGCGGAAUACGACCCGGAUGAUCUAUGGAUGCCCGAACCACGGCGCCCUCAUGUAGCCGCGACCGGUGCGACUACCGGAGGGGGAAGCAUCACGCAUAGGAUCAGAAUCUCAGCGAUUUCUGAGCUGAAAGAAUUAUCAGGGAAGGAUCGGGAAGAAGACAAAGCACGGACCUGGAUCGGCAAAGUGAAAUCAGCGUUUAUCCGGGACCAAGCACCGGACGAGGAGAGAUGUCUGGUCUUCGGUGAUCUCAUGGUGGGCCCAGCCCGCUACUGGUACCGACAGCUGAGUAGAUCGACGAGAUUCAAUUGGAAAGAAUUGAUGAACAGUUUCCUUGUGGAGUAUGCGGGACACGGGAUGUCCGCGAGCAGGCAAUACUACCAUGCAAAGAAACGAUCGGAGGAAGAUCCUUUACAGUACCUGUAUCGGCUUAAUGUGGUGGGAAUGCAGGCGAAGAUACCGGUGAUGACUGGAUUGCCAGCUGCGCGCAAGGAACAUGUCAAUCAUUUCAUUGACACCUUGGACGACCCCGAUCUGUCCAAUCAAUUGCUACUGCUGAAUGUAGAAGACGCGGAGGCCAUGCAAAAGGCACUGCACGGAUAUCAACAAGGGAGAUCGCGUCAAGGGAAAGUGAUGAUGGGAUCGUCCAAAUUCAGGCAGAAGGGAACUCAGGGUCCAGCGCUGUCUAAGCCUGCACGAGCGGUGUUGACGGUCAUCGGUUUUCUACCAGUAUUGGUAACCGUGACCGAUCCAAUCCGAACCGCCUGUUCAGCUUAG